This is a messenger RNA of Rana temporaria (common frog), 1765 nucleotides long. RefSeq names its product C-type lectin domain family 10 member A-like. The record is from RefSeq and is a predicted model, not a curated record. Bases 227 to 544 code for a protein of 105 amino acids. NCBI's taxonomy places the organism in Eukaryota, Metazoa, Chordata, Amphibia, Anura, Ranidae. The transcript is spliced from 2 exons.
AACCUGCAGGACAGGCCCAGGCUUGAUGUUUCCUCCAGCUGAACCAACAGCACUUUGCAAAACAGCACCACCUGGUGGAGAAGCUCCUCUGGUACAGAGACUGAUGUGACUGGCUCAGUGAUCUCUGUACAGCACCACGGUAUAUAUCAGAGCUAUACAAAUGUAUAAUAAUAAUAGUGUGUGACUGCGGGUGGACAUUAGAGUGUAAGCUCCUCUGGUACAGGUAAUGAUGAUAAAUGGCCUCCAUCACACUGUCUUAUUUGUCUCUCUAAAGGGUUUUAUGAGGACAUUCUCGCAGUCCGUUUGGUGGGUAUGGAUCGGUCUGAAGGAGGAGGUCUCUGGCUCGAAAUGGGUGGACGGGACUUCUUAUGACAAAACUUCCAAGUUCUGGCAAAACGGUGAGGUGGAUUAUUGGUACGGCACAUGGAUGUUUGAUACACAUGGAACCUGGGAGGAGUGCGGGCAGCUGCGGGAUGGAAAUGAACUUAGAAAAGUCCAUUGUUCCACCGACUUCCCAUACAUCUGUGAGAAGAAGAUGUCCUGACCUGCACUGAUGAACCCUAGAGAACACCUGAUAUCUCCACCCACUCAUCACUCCGCCUCCUGCACCACAGCGUCCUGACCUGUACUGAUGAACUCCAGAGAACACCUGAUAUCUCCACCCACUCAUCACUCCGCCUCCUGCACCACAGCGUCCUGACCUGUACUGAUGAACUCUAGAGAACACCUGAUAUCUCCACCCACUCAUCACUCCGCCUCCUGCACCACAGUGUCCCGACCUGCACUGAUGAACCCUAGAGAACACCUGAUAUCUCCACCCACUCAUCACUCCGCCUCCUGCACUACAGUGUCCUGACCUGUACUGAUGAACCCUAGAGAACACCUGAUAUCUCCACCCACUCAUCACUCCGCCUCCUGCACCACAGUGUCCCGACCUGCACUGAUGAACCCUAGAGAACACCUGAUAUCUCCGCCCACUUAUCACCCCGCCUCCUGCACCACAGUGUCCUGACUUGUACUGAUGAACCCUAGAGAACACCUGAUAUCUCCACCCACUCAUCACUCCGCCUCCUGCACCACAGUGUCCUGACCUGUACUGAUGAACCCUGGAGAACACCUGAUAUCUCCACCCACUCAUCACUCCGCCUCCUGCACCACAGUGUCCUGACCUGUACUGAUGAACCCUGGAGAACACCUGAUAUCUCCACCCACUUAUCACUCCGCCUCCUGCACUACAGUGUCCUGACCUGCACUGAUGAACCCUGGAGAACACCUGAUAUCUCCACCCACUCAUCACUCCGCCUCUUUUGUUCACUAGCUUUAAGUACAUUCAAUGUGUGGGCGUUACCUAGGAUGGUCUGCAUGCAAAUAUAGACUUCCUAGGAAAGCCCACUUCUCCAAACUGGCAUAACUCCUCCCAAGAACCAACCCACUGCUGGUAUCAGGUCUGAGGACCCUUGAGAAGAGUACUGAGGCAGGAUAAUGUGACGGGUUCAUAAAGCUUUGUACAGCCCUCUGUUGUCCCCUCCCACCUUGUGAUUAAAAAUGUAUUUUAAAAAUGUUUAAACUUAUUUUUACUUUCAUUAGCAUGUUAAUGUGGGGGGAGGGACUAGUUUAAAGCUGAACUCCGGGAUAAUAAAUCCAUUGGUCAUGUGUCUUCUUCCUAAAUCUCGGUAAACGUUUUGUAUUGCUUCCAGAUCUGUGCAGUAAUCGGGGGUGGCCAGUCCAUUAGGGGUGUUCUGGCGCCACCCCUUCUCUCCAGGCC